Messenger RNA from Nakaseomyces glabratus, 1845 nucleotides. RefSeq names its product Ecm25p (gene ECM25). NCBI's taxonomy places the organism in Eukaryota, Fungi, Ascomycota, Saccharomycetes, Saccharomycetales, Saccharomycetaceae. Gene Ontology annotation, biological process: signal transduction. The record is from RefSeq and is a predicted model, not a curated record.
AUGGAAGAGGUAAUAAAUCUAAACAACAUUUUUUAUAAGUCCUAUUCGGUCGACCCCAAUACGGGUCACUCCAUCUAUGUCUUCGACUCUACUUAUUUGCCCUCUGCUGCAGAAUUAGGCGUAAAUGAUAAGAAUGAUUAUGAUGAGAUGAUUACGGAGUUGAUGGAUAUGCUGGUGAAGAAGCUACCACAGGCACCAUUCUCGUUGGUUAUAUUUUCCUCAGGGUUCUCCGCAAAGAAGAUAAGCUGGGUGUAUGGUGUCAAGAUGUACUCUAAAUUGCCAAAACUAUUCAAGAAAUACCUGCAGGAGACGUAUAUUGUGCAUGAGUCAUUCUUUGUUAGAACAGUAUAUCAAGUAUUAUCAAAUGCUAUGAAUUUCAAAUUUUUAACUAAUAAUAAAAGUGAACAAAAUGGCACAGUGGAAGAUGAGAGCAGGAAUGGUAAUGCAAUAAGACACGUUUCUACAUUAUCUGAACUAGCUUGUAUGAUAGAUAUAACUAGACUGAGAAUAUCCCUUAACGUUUAUUUACAUGAUUCAGAAGUGACUGGUGAGUACUUCUUGUCGUUACCUGAUUACUACACAGAAAAAUUAUCACCAACUAGUAAAAGGCAGUACAGACAAAUAAUAUUUGACAAGAUAUUUAACCGUCUAAAAUAUGACGCGUUAACCAAUGAAUUAGUGUUCCAACGGCCAGGUUCUUACAAGAAAGUUAAUAUUCUAUUGAGUAUUAUUGAAAGAAAUAACUAUAUUGAUCUUUCCCAAUGGGACAUCUAUUCGCUAGCAUCUAUAUUCACAAAUUUCCUCAAAAAUAAGAGCAAACCACUAAUACCCAUAGACUUGAUUGAGCUUCCAAUUCAUGACAAUUUCGAGUAUACAUUUCAGGUCUUCAAAGAGAUAGUGAGGUACAAUAACUACUAUGAUAUAUUAUGUGCUAUAUUCCCUCUCUUCAUAUCAAUUUUAAAUGCCGGCGAUAUUACUAGGCAUGAUAGCAGAUCUUUGAGUAGAGCUCUAACUCCAACAUUAUGUAAGGAAAAGGUGUCUAUGAUGAGCUCCGAUAGAUUAGCGAUAGGUAAUAAGUACAUCAGGAAUCUUUUUGAACAUUUUCAUGAUAUUAUAAAGGUAUUGGAAACCAAUGAAAAAAGAAAUGAGAAAAUAAGUAAGAGUGACAUUGCAGAACUUGCUAACUUGACCAUCAAUACCCACAUUAAUAUCAACUCCAGAAGUAGUUCAGGUUCCUCUGAUUUGCUGUUAGAUAUAAAUUCUGACAGAAGCGGAUCUGUAUCAAGUUCACCAAAAAUACCACCCAAACUUCCACCUAGAAGAAACGCUAGUAGUGAAUUGAAAUUGGCAAAGGAAGAGUCAUCGAUCCAAAGGCCUGUUAGAGCAAUCUCAUUAUCACAUACCAAUUCAGAGGAUGAAAGUAAUACGUCUCUGCCAUCGGUCAAUUCCACAUUUUCAAAGGCCUCGUCUUCAACUGAUUCCACAAAUAUUGAACAAGAAAAUAAAAAUACUGAUAUUAAUAAUGACAAUACUAAUGAUAAAGAUAGUCCAGUCAAAACUGAACGAAACAACAAUGAUAUACAGAACAUGAUCACGGAUGGUUUUGCUGACGUUGAUGUCUCUCAGGUUGUUUUGAAGAAAGACAAGAUUCAAGAAUUUGAUAAGGAACUGCAAAAGAAGAAAAAACUUGCAGGUGAAGAAAAUACCGUAAAAACAAUAAAGUUCUCAACGGAAAGUUACUCAGACAUUAAAACAAAUAAGGUUAGUAAGUUGGCAGCUUUGUAUGAGGAAAGAUUGAUGGGUUUACAAGUGAUGAAUGAGAUACGGCAUCAGAAUUCAGUCUAG